CUCUCCACCUCUCUCCUCUUUCUCUCUCGCUCCCUUCCUCUCUGCAACUGAACAGUGAAAAUUCACAUUGUGGAUCCGCUAACAGGCACAGAUGUCAUGUGAAAACGCACAUGCUCUGCCAUCCAUGCCGCCUUUCUUUCUUUUCUGUUUCCUUUUUUUCCCCCUUGAUAAUUCUCCCUCUUCUUUGUAACUAACAAAACCACCACCAACUCCUCCUCCUGCCGCUGCCCUCCUCCUCCUCCUCAGUCUAAGUGAUCACAAAAGAAAUCUCCGAGCCCGAGGCGGUGGCAUUUUUUUAAAGCAAGCACAUUGGAGAGAAAGAAAAAAGAAACAAACAAACAAACAAAAGCAAAACAAAACCCAGGCACCAGCAGCUAGGACAUUUUUUUCCACUCUGCCUGAAAACAAACAAACAGCCAUCAGAAACAGUCAUCAGCAACAGCAUCAAAACUGUUAGCUUAGCGGCGGCGGCCACCGUCACCCUGUGGCCACGACAUCUGCCUAAAGGGAUGCUUCUCUCAGCGGAGCAGCUCUUCGCCGACCGCCUUCUUCCCUCGUGCUGAGCGGAAUUUUUGGGUUCUCUGGGGUUCGGGCUGGGAGCUUCAUGACUACGCGGAGCAGGACAGCGGCCACAUCAUGCGAGCACAAAUUGAAGUGAUACCAUGCAAAAUUUGUGGCGAUAAAUCCUCCGGGAUCCACUACGGAGUCAUCACGUGUGAAGGCUGCAAGGGAUUCUUCAGGAGAAGUCAGCAGAACAAUGCCUCUUACUCCUGCCCAAGGCAGAGAAACUGUUUAAUUGACAGAACCAACAGGAACCGUUGCCAACACUGCCGCCUGCAGAAGUGUCUUGCCCUAGGAAUGUCAAGAGAUGCUGUAAAGUUCGGGAGGAUGUCCAAGAAGCAGCGGGACAGCCUGUAUGCUGAGGUGCAGAAGCAUCAGCAGAGGCUGCAGGAGCAGCGGCAGCAGCAGAGUGGGGAGGCGGAGGCCCUCGCCAGGGUGUACAGCAGCAGCAUUAGCAAUGGCCUCAGCAACCUGAACACCGAGACCGGCGGCACAUACGCCAACGGGCAUGUCAUUGACCUGCCCAAGUCCGAAGGUUAUUACAGCAUAGAUUCCGGUCAGCCGUCUCCCGAUCAGUCAGGACUGGACAUGACUGGAAUCAAACAGAUAAAGCAAGAACCUAUCUAUGACCUCACGUCCGUACCCAACUUGUUUACCUAUAGCUCUUUCAACAACGGGCAGUUAGCUCCCGGGAUAACAAUGUCUGAGAUCGAUCGAAUUGCACAGAACAUCAUUAAGUCCCAUUUGGAAACAUGUCAGUACACCAUGGAAGAGCUCCAUCAGCUGGCAUGGCAGACCCACACCUACGAGGAAAUCAAGGCGUAUCAAAGCAAGUCCAGGGAGGCUCUAUGGCAGCAGUGUGCCAUCCAGAUCACCCAUGCUAUCCAGUACGUGGUGGAGUUCGCCAAGCGGAUAACAGGCUUCAUGGAGCUGUGUCAGAAUGAUCAGAUCUUACUUCUGAAGUCAGGUUGCUUGGAAGUGGUUUUAGUGAGAAUGUGUCGUGCCUUCAACCCAUUAAACAACACUGUUCUGUUUGAAGGAAAAUAUGGAGGAAUGCAAAUGUUCAAAGCCUUAGGUUCGGAUGACCUAGUGAAUGAAGCAUUUGACUUUGCGAAGAAUCUGUGUUCCUUGCAGCUGACUGAGGAGGAGAUUGCUCUGUUCUCCUCUGCUGUUCUGAUAUCCCCAGACCGAGCCUGGCUGAUCGAACCAAGAAAAGUCCAGAAGCUUCAGGAAAAAAUUUAUUUUGCACUUCAACAUGUGAUUCAGAAGAACCACCUGGAUGAUGAGACCCUGGCAAAGUUAAUAGCCAAGAUACCAACUAUCACAGCAGUCUGCAACUUGCAUGGGGAGAAGCUGCAAGUAUUUAAGCAGUCUCAUCCAGACAUAGUGAAUACACUGUUUCCUCCAUUGUACAAGGAGCUCUUUAAUCCUGACUGUGCUGCGGUCUGCAAAUGAAGGGGACGAGAACUCUCAGAGUCAUGGAAUGCAUCGCCGUUAAGACAAAAGCAAUGUGUUCAUGGGGACUUAAGGAAAAUGUCACUACUGCAACAUUAGGAAUGUCCUGCACUUAAUAGAAAUAUUUUUCACCGCUACAGUUUGAAGAAUGUAAAUAUGCACCUGAGUGGGGCUCUUUUGUUUGUUCGUUUGUUGUUUGUUUUUGAAAUGACCAUAAAUAUACAAAUAUAGGACACUGGGUGUUAUCUUUUUUAAUUUUAUUCGGGUAUGUUUUGGAGACAACUGUUUAUAGAAUUUUAUUGUAGAUAUAUACACAAACAGAGCCGUACUUUCCAUGAUUACUCUCCCCGUUGAUUGUUCGACUCUAAUUUAAGAAGAUUCCACUUACUGGACUUACCUAUUUCUAUGUUUUUAGAUAGUUGAUGCAUGUGCAAAUUCGUAACUGUCUUGGAAAGUACUGUGCAUGUAUGUAAUGAAUAUAUAAUAUGUAAGAGUAUUAUAUAUGACUAUUACGUAUCCAUGCACUGUGGCUUAAAAUACCAUGCCCACUAGCAAUGGAGGUUCAGUCAGGCUUUCAUGUGAUUUGCUGUUAUAUGUUACUUUUAUGUUAGACAAUCAGGGUUUUCAUUUCCAGCCAGAGUUUUCAUCCAUCCAUAACAACCUGAUAGGACCCAUGCAGAAGGAAAUCUGUAAAAGAAUCGGGGUAACACGUAAUUGUUCUUUCAAAAGCUCCAUUUCUAUCAAUUACUUCAAAUCCCCAUCAAGAUGGCACAUACUGGGGAGAGGGGAGGCCAAAAGGAUUUAAAGCCACUUUCCUGUUUUAUAGACCAGAUGAUGAUAUUGUCUAUUUAUUACCAUAUUACAAAAUAUUGACGUUCCCCCACAUUGGAUUUGGAAUCCAAUUCUGAAUGAAACUUCACUUUUGUGGUUAUAAUUUCUCCAAGACAACAAAAAAAUUCAGUCUAUAGAUUAUCACCACCAUUAACGUUUUUAGAAAUAUUUGACUAGAAGUAUAAAACAAGUUCCUUGCACCCAUUUUGUGUAGAUAUUUUCUAACCGUUUUCCCAACGAACAAAGAGAAAUAGAGCAUACAAAGUUAAGAAGUAAAUUCACUAAAUUAUACUCAUGGUAAUCUGUUAGAAAUGAGAAAACAGGCAGGAGCCUGUUUUUUCAACUUCAAAAUGCUAUAUUAUAAAAUAUAGAAAAAAUUCAGAUUAGAAAAAAUAAAUCUUUUGUCUAUGGGACUAAUAUUUCCCAAUGCCAAAAUUCUAUCCUACACAGUUUUAAAUGACAUCCUCUAUUCAAACCGGUUAUUUUUUUAUCCACUAAAAUGUAUAGAAUGGAACGGUAACCUAUACAGGUUCUUUACCUACUUUCCUACAAAAUUAAGCACCAGAAAGGCAUGAGCUAGAAGCUAUUUGUUCUCCCUGUUCCUGGAAGGCCUAGGUCUUUAGUAUGAACUAGUCUAAGCCACACACAUGCAUGAACAUGCACACAGAUGACACAGCCACCCACAGACACACACACACACACACACACAUACACACAUACACACACAGACACAGACACACACACACCACUUUGUAGAAACUUGGGUCUUUUGUUUUUUUGGGUUUCUGGGUUGGUUUGUUUGUUUUGUUUUGUUUUGUUUCUUUUUUCUUUUCUUUUCUUUUUUUUUUUUUUUUUUUUUUUUUUUUUUUUUUUUGAGUCAUUUUUAGUCCCUUAUGCUCUCUCAAAGUUCUGGAUUGAGAGUCAUCUUCAGGAUGCCUCAGAACUCCAGUGGAUGAUCAGAGCACAGUAGUUUUAGUCUUGCCUUUCAGAAAACGGGGGCCUUUCUCACCUCAUGAUUGAUGAAUUCCAAGCCAUUGGGGGAAAACAAAAAGACUUUAAAAUAAUGAAUCUCUUUUUCAACCACUGUUAUAUUCAAUUAAUUUAACUACAUUGAACCAAAUUACCUUUGGUUCUGAGAAGACAGCUGUAGACUGCUUAUUAUGCUGCUACAGGGACUCAGUUCUUUUUGGUGUAAAUGUCACUCCUGCUAGCUCUUUGUAUAAAGAAUUAAUUCCAAGAGUCAUAUUUCCUUCUAAUGGAAAGAUUACUUUACUGAUUGCUAGGAAAACAGGGUAAUGGAAGGCACUCAAUUAAACCAAGCCGCUUCCAAAUGCGAUAUAUGUUUUAUGAUUGGCUUGUGAUAAGGCAAUGCUUACUGUGUCUACUUGAUGUUCCCCUUUGAGCUUUGAACUUGUGUCAAACUUUGUUUUCAUUGUUCUGUUGGCCCAGUGUUUCCCAUUGUCAGCCUGAAGAUCCAACGGGGCUGCAAAGGGGAAUCAUUUGUUGCCUUCAGUUUACCUUGGAGGAUUUACAUCGGCUCAAUUGAUGAAGUAGCUGAGAAUUUUUUUCCUCCCUUGUCCCAUGGGUGGUGUAGGAAAGAGAUUGUUACCCACAUUUGCCUCAGGAGAUACUGGUUUUGAAAUUGUGUCAUUUCCACUAGCCCUAGCCUUUCAUUGGGAUGGCACAAACCUUUUGAAGCAGAGGGACAGGAAACAGAGCUAAGAACUGGACCAGAACCAAACAGUGGUAACUAGUACUGGCUCAGCCCACUUUCCACCCAGAGGAGAGAGCUCCAGUUUUGGCUUCAGUUGCCGAGUUUUCCCUUUAAAGAGAAGUCAUGUUUUUAAUGGUAAGAAAGCCUUUAAACACUGCCCUUUGAACAUCUCAGUUGACUACAUGAGAUUUCAGUAAAAAACAAAAACAAAACAACAACAAAAACUCUCUUUACCACACACAGUCUCAGCAAGCUGUUCCUUUUCCUGAGAAUGGGCCAAUGUUCAGAAUGUGCUAGGAUGAGGUGAACAUUGGAAGAAGGAACUGGGCUCUGAAGUCUCCUUUAAACCUCGAGGAUGACAAUCACUGCUUGAUGCAGAUGUUGCACUGAAUCUGCUCAGGGAUGCUACAUUUAAAUUUUAAAAAGUGCAUCGAGAAGGGGGAGGGUCAGAAAAGGAAACUGAAAACAAAAUGUAAAUGCCAUAAAUUGAACAGGUCAGUGAGAGACCCUCCCUGACAGGCUUCAGAGAGGCCACAGUGGCUUAAGGCAGAAAAAUGAAUGAACUUCUUUUUCUUCUUUGAACCUGCCUAGAAGUUCUACCCAAGUAGAGACAUUGGUUCCAUUCUCUAGAGUGAGCAAGGAACAAGAUAACAAGACUGCUCCCCACUUAUCUCCCAAUUAAUCCAGGCUUCCUGUGUAAAUCCUUAGCAAAGGAAAUACAGGGUCUGACCUAAGGGUCAGAGGCCAGAGCUGAUAGGCUAUUGAGCAAGACAAACGCUGUGCCUCUGUACUCUGUAGAAAGAAAGACAAAUCUUGAAUGAAAAUGAUAAUUUCAAAUCUUGGUUGGCAGUUACAAAUAGCCACAUUGUCUGUGAAUUGGUCUAUCUUUGUGGCACAUUUUUCUGGGGCUCUUUUUUUCCUGAUAGUACAUUGAGGGUCAGGAUAGACUUUCCAAACACACUCUGCAUUUUCUUUGUUUUAUUUCUUUCUUCAAGGCUCUGGGCUAAA
Molecule: messenger RNA, 5569 nt
Organism: Mus caroli (Ryukyu mouse)
Lineage: Eukaryota; Metazoa; Chordata; Mammalia; Rodentia; Muridae
Gene: Rorb
Product: RAR related orphan receptor B
Biological process (GO): regulation of transcription by RNA polymerase II
Cellular component (GO): nucleus
Molecular function (GO): RNA polymerase II cis-regulatory region sequence-specific DNA binding; nuclear receptor activity; melatonin receptor activity
Source: RefSeq, a predicted model, not a curated record